AGAUUACCUCUUGGACUCCGAGGAUUUUAUAAAGCCUUGACGGAACCACUCUGUCGUUUGUACCUGGGUACGUUUGACUGUACAUCCACCCUCGCAAAGUGCCGGCCAAGGUUCUAACCUCAUCAUGAUGGCCCCACCCAACAUUCCAUCCACAUCCCGAGUAUUGGACCGUGAUGUCAUGGUAACAACUGCAGGCAUGAUACGAUAUAUAACUGCAUGCCACAUGGGAUUCUAGUAUAUUUUGAUGGAACAAUACUACAAUAUCUAGCAGACCUGCAUCACAUACAGCUCCUCUGGACGCAGACAAUGUCAGCUUUUCAAAGUAAAUUCUCUAGUCUUGAGGCGCAGCUAGGAGAAAUUUACCAGCGAAUCGAUGACAAUCUCGACAUUCGUGAUCCCAAUGGGCGGAUUGACUAUCCUAUUGAGCGCCUCGCUGCCCUCAAAAGCAUCAUUUCCCAGCUCUCCGUCGACUCGAAAAGCAACGGUCACCUUCAGAGCGAUAGCCUCGUGAAUGUGAUUUCCAAGUCUUGCGACCGUCUUCGUGCAUCCCUUGACGUAACCUCAGAAUCGGAUGUCUUGAGCUAUCAGCUGUCGAACCUCUCGUGGUUAGUGAGCGCGAAAGCGUCCAUACAGACAAUUGCUGUGGUAUCAAAGGUUUUUUCUGAUAACUUUCACCUGCUCAACGAAGAAAUACGAUACUGGGACGACGUUUUAGAGUCUGAGUGGGGCCUAAGUCUUUUCACCAUCCAGACAUUCCCUCUUAAAAUAUGGCGAAGGAACAUGGAACCUGGACACAACGACAGCAGCAGUGCAGCCUCCAAGCACCUCGCGGAAUAUAUUGCUGCUAGGACAAGACCUAGCUCUAGUUUAUGGGUUCAAUUCUACAAUUCGGCCCAACGAUGCACUUCUUUACGACCUUGCACCUUCCAAGUUGGGUUAUUUUGGUCUUUAAAUGAAUCGAAGUUAGAGAUACAACGGAGAAAGCGGAAAUUAAAAGUAAUGAGAGACUUUAACGCAAGCUCGGUUGGACUUCUGAUCGGAGAGUGUCUAUCAUUCGGAGAGGGUAUUUACAAAGCUGGUAGUAUCGAUGGAUUUCAGGACGGCUCUACGGGCAGUUCUAUCAAUGGGGACUUGUCCCAAGCAGUGCAGGCCAGUGUCGGUAUUCUGAAAUCUCUUCUGCAGACAGCUGGGGACGAGAAUGGGAUUUGCGAGCAUGCGAAUAAACUUGUUGGGAUUGGUGACGACCCAUCUCGAUGGGAAAAAUACAACUCUGGAAUCGACCUCGACGCACAAGGCACCCUUCGUGAACUAAUCUACAUUCUUACAGAUCUUCUUCCUAGGCAUAAGCAAAUCUCAACAGGGUGUAUCGUUGAACUUGGACGCCCAUCAGCCGCAGUUCGGUAUUGGCUGCCAAUUUCCCUGGCACUGGUUUCAACAACUACGUCGUUGAAAAUCGCGAGGGACGUCGGCCCUGUUUUGGUUGAAUCGAUUUCGAACUUUGGGGCCACCACCCUCGAUUUCUGGAAGAAUUGGGUUGUCAGCCCGACAUGGAAGCUUAUUCGGACCAUACGACACGAUGAAAAGAGCGAUAUCGCUCUGAUGAGCAAGAGCAGUCUGGAAGCGGAUCGAGCAAGUCUUGAAAGAAUGGUAGUUGACUUUGUGCUCGAUCGUGGUGAGCACAGCGACCCUGCUGAGCCAACAGAUUUUAUUGCGGAUAAAGUCAGAGAAGGCGACUUGACGCCAGUGCUGAGAGCCUACGAGAAAGACCUGCGGACUCCUUUUGUGGGUACUGUUCGGGGGGAUCUAGUUCGCGCUCUCUUGAUUCAGAUCCAGAAAACUAAAGUAGACGUCGAGGUAGCUAUGAGUGGCAUCGACGCUUUACUCAAAAGCCAGGAGCUUGUUUUCGGCUUUGUUGGUCUGACCCCCGGACUCCUUAUAUCGUAUGCUUCAAUGCGUUGGCUUUUUGGGUUUCUUGGUAGUAGGAGAGGCUUCAGGUUGGGCAAAAAACAGGACAACUUACGAUAUGCUUUGCGGUAACAGACAGUCUGCCUGUUGUGAGAAUUAGCUGACAUACAUCCAAGGAAACUCCAUCGAAUACUUUCAACGUCUAGUCCCACGGCAGGCGGGCGUCUCACGUAUAGAGAUCACGGUUUA
Aspergillus versicolor CBS 583.65 is the source of this 2154-nucleotide messenger RNA. Its product is annotated as NCA2 family protein. Gene Ontology annotation, cellular component: mitochondrial outer membrane. The coding region runs from base 307 to 2037 and encodes 576 amino acids. NCBI's taxonomy places the organism in Eukaryota, Fungi, Ascomycota, Eurotiomycetes, Eurotiales, Aspergillaceae. The record is from RefSeq and is a predicted model, not a curated record. The transcript is spliced from 3 exons.